This is a messenger RNA of Parnassius apollo (apollo), 303 nucleotides long. Lineage: Eukaryota; Metazoa; Arthropoda; Insecta; Lepidoptera; Papilionidae. The record is from the annotation of a GenBank genome assembly.
AUGAUACAAGAUGUUAUAAUGUGUCAAAAGGAAAGAAAGUUAUCAAAAAUGAGCCUCAAAAUUGAGCAAGUUGGUUCCUCGGGACUGAAUAGCUAUCAGGCUGAAUCAGGGGAGUUAAAUAAGGUAACAUUUGAUGGCUCAAGUCGUCGUGAAGUUCAGGAUAAGGAUAAUAUUUGGCAUGGUUGGUCUCCAGCUGCACUUAAAACCAAAAUGUCAGAUGCACUAAUUACAAAAAAAGGGGAGCCCAACAUGGCUUCACAGGAGAAGACCAAGGGCUUCAAUAGCCGACAGUUUACUGACUAG